This is a messenger RNA of Microtus oregoni (creeping vole), 624 nucleotides long. Its product is annotated as olfactory receptor 10AG1-like. The transcript has a single exon. Gene Ontology annotation, biological process: G protein-coupled receptor signaling pathway. Gene Ontology annotation, cellular component: membrane. The record is from RefSeq and is a predicted model, not a curated record. Lineage: Eukaryota; Metazoa; Chordata; Mammalia; Rodentia; Cricetidae. Gene Ontology annotation, molecular function: G protein-coupled receptor activity; olfactory receptor activity. The coding region runs from base 1 to 624 and encodes 207 amino acids.
AUGGAUGGAUCCAUAUUAAAAACUCCACAACAAAAGAACCGUUCCACGUUGUUAGAAUUCAUCUUAAUUGGAUUUUCUGAUGUUCCCAAUUUGCAAGAAUUUCUUUUUGUGGUGUUUUUGAUAAUGUAUUUAAUUAUUGUGAUGAGCAAUAGUUUUAUCAUCAUAAUUACUAGGACUGACCCUUCUCUGCAGACUCCCAUGUAUUUUUUCCUUGGAAAUUUUUCUUUCUUAGAAAUAUGUUAUGUGUCAGUCAUUCUCCCCAGGUUAUUAACCAGUCUCUCCAGACAAGACAGAAGCAUUUCCAUUAUAGCGUGUGCUACUCAAAUGUAUUUAUUCCUUUGUUUAGGGGCCACUGAAUGCCUUAUUCUGACUGUUAUGGCUUAUGACAGGUAUGUUGCCAUUUGCAACCCAUUGCUCUACCCUGUCAUCAUGAACAAUAGUUUCUGUAUACAAUUGGCAACUGGCUGUUGGGUAUUUGGAGUUCCUGUGCAUAUAGGGUUCACAUAUUGGAUCUUCUCUCUACCAUUUUGUGGAUCAAAUCAGUUGAAUCAUUUUUUCUGUGAUGUACCUCCAGUAGUGAGCCUAGCUUGUGGGGACACUUUAAUGCUAGAGGUGAAGGCGUAA